GGCGCGCCCCGCCCUCUCCCGGCGGGGUCUGGGCAGCGGCGGCAGCGGCGGAGGGCUAUGCGGCGGGGGAGACGGGGCAGGCCCCACCUCCUUUGUCCGCCCUGCCCUCCCAUUGGUCCGGGCGGGGGGCCGGGGGCGGACACCGGCGCCGGGCCGGAGCAGCGCGGCUCAGGCUGCGGGAAAGCCGCGCGCGUGCAGCGGAGUGGGUGCGCGGGUCCGCGGGCGAGUUCGAGCAGCCAAACCCGGGCGCGUCGGGGCCAUGGACGGCCUGAGCCAGCGCGUGGAGCGCUUCCUGGAGCAAAGGAACCUGGUCACCGACGUGCUGGGGGCGCUGGAGGCCAAGACCGGGCUGGAGAAGCGGUAUCUGGCUGCAGGAGCCGUCACUCUGCUAAGCCUGUAUCUGCUGUUCGGCUACGGAGCGUCUCUGCUGUGCAAUCUCAUCGGAUUUGUGUACCCCGCAUAUGCCUCAAUCAAAGCUAUCGAGAGCCCAAGCAAGGACGACGACACUGUGUGGCUCACCUACUGGGUGGUGUACGCCCUGUUCGGGCUGGCCGAGUUCUUCAGCGAUCUACUCCUGUCCUGGUUCCCUUUCUACUACGUGGGCAAGUGCGCCUUCCUGUUGUUCUGCAUGGCUCCCAGGCCCUGGAACGGGGCUCUCAUGCUGUAUCAGCGCGUCGUGCGCCCGCUAUUCCUAAGGCACCACGGGGCCGUGGACAGAAUGGUGAACAACCUCAGCGGGCGAGCCCUGGACGCGGCAGCCGGAAUAACCAGGAACGUCAAGCCAAGCCAGACCCUGCAGCCGAAGGACAAGUGAAGCAGCCCCCUGGGCCUCACAAGGACCUCCCGGCUGGUGAGGAGGGGGCCGCACCGGGCUCCCAGCCCUCCACAGAGUCUUCAGCGCAUCUCCCGACGGCAGCCCCCGCCAGUCCCUCGGGUCCAGGCAAGGCCCUGGGGGUCUCCUUAAAUGCCACCUCGGGCCAGUCCCAGUCCCAGUCCUCGGCCACCCCCAGCUCUGAAUCCCAGGGCCAGCUGCCCUCCGGCUCUGGUCGUGGCAAGGCCCAGGGCCAGCGUCGGGCACGGGGCCGCUCCCAGCGGUCUCGGCAACGCACCCAGCUGCCUGGUACUUCCUCCGGCCCCUCCCAGUCAGCCCUCCCGUCCUCGAGGCCCCUGCAGCCACCCAACGUCACCUCCAGCCCAGUCUCACCCGUGGUCCAGUCUCCCAGCAGCAGCAACGUCCCCACGCAGCCUCCCAGCAAGCCCCCUGGCGAGCCAGAGGACACAGCCCCCAAGACCAGCGGACAGCGCCAGAAGCAAUCCUCGAAACAGCCUGCCAGCAGCACCUCAGUGCCCGAGCUGGUCCCCUGCCACUCCGGGACCUCUCUGGAGUACACUUCGGAGUCCACCACUGAGAUCACCUGCAGCUGGCCACACCACAGGCCCCCGUGCCUGCAGCACUAUUGGUGCCUGAAACACCUGGCCUGCUAGGAGGCACCAAUAAAGCUAACCCGGACCAGA
Molecule: messenger RNA, 1515 nt
Organism: Piliocolobus tephrosceles (Ugandan red Colobus)
Lineage: Eukaryota; Metazoa; Chordata; Mammalia; Primates; Cercopithecidae
Gene: REEP6
Product: receptor accessory protein 6
Exons: 5
Coding region: 260-814 (184 amino acids)
Source: RefSeq, a predicted model, not a curated record